This is a messenger RNA of Carcharodon carcharias (great white shark), 1778 nucleotides long. RefSeq names its product R-spondin 3 (gene rspo3). Bases 304 to 1137 code for a protein of 277 amino acids. NCBI's taxonomy places the organism in Eukaryota, Metazoa, Chordata, Chondrichthyes, Lamniformes, Lamnidae. The record is from RefSeq and is a predicted model, not a curated record. The transcript has 5 exons.
GGCGUUUCUUUUUAAAGAGGUGAGACCCCAGCACUCCGAGUUCUAUGAGGAGGCUUCCAAAACACUUGGCUGUAAGAUGUUACUCACAGCUCGGGCCAGUGAUUCCGGGGCCCUACAUCACAUCUGUCGGCACGUUGUAGCACCAUAGAUCUGGAGAGGCUGCCUUCACUUCUUUCUCCUUGCUACAUUUGCGUCGAUAGCUAAGAACUUGAUUUUACGGCCGAGGAUAUCCCGGAGAUUCCCCCAAGUGAGCUUCGAGUCACUGCAGUAGCUGCUCUUAGGAGACAUCACCCGCAGGUUACUAUGCAAUUUCGACUGAUUUCUGUGGUUCUAAUUUUAUUAAACUGUAUGGAAUACAUGGGCAGCCAAAACGCCUCCAGAGGAAGGCGACACAGACGAACCAACGCAAAUGUGAGCCAAAGUUGCCCAAAAGGGUGUGAUCGAUGUUCUGAGUAUAAUGGAUGCCUGUCAUGUAAACCCAGACUCUUUUUCUUUCUGGAAAGAAAUGGGAUGAGCCAGACCGGUGUCUGUCUUUCCUCCUGUCCAAGUGGAUAUUAUGGAAUCCGAACACCAGAAAUGAACAAAUGUACACGAUGCAGAGCUGACAACUGUGAUACAUGCUUCAAUAAAAAUUUCUGUACAAAGUGCAAACCAGGAUUCUACUUGCAUAGAGGAAGAUGCUUUGAUAUCUGCCCUGACGAGUUUAUUCCAAAUAACCAGACAAUGGAGUGUACUCCUGUUGUGCACUGUGAAGUAAGCGAGUGGAGCGCGUGGAGUCCCUGCACAAAGCGAGGGAAGACAUGUGGUUUCCGGAGAGGCAGUGAGACUAGGAAACGAGACAUUGUGCAGUUUCCUUCAGCACAUGGCAAUCCCUGUCCAAAAAUCACUGAGUCAAGAAAAUGUACUGUGCAGAAAAAACGAUGCCCAACAGGUGAAAAAGGAAAUAAAGGCAAAGAGAAGAAUAAGAAAUCAAGAAAAGAAGGCAACAAAGAAGCAAAGCAAGGCAAACAAGCUAAAAAUAGGGGCAAAGAAAAUAAAAAUAACAGAGAAGGAGUAAGGAAAGAAAAGCCUGAAAACAAGAAACGAAGAGGGCAGAAUAAGAAACUGAUACCCACAACAGUGGGCACUGUUCACUAAAAGCCUCACUUGGUUGCUGAGAUUUCUGAUGCUGCUAUGUAUUAACAAGCUAACCUAUAGAGGUGCACUGUAUAACGGAUCCAGUGCUGGGUUCCUACUUUUAAUCCUUAUUCCUGACCUUCAUGGACACUGCUAAUCAUUUCAAGGACUACAGUUGAAGCCGAAAGUGUAGAUAUACCUAAGUUUAUACAACAUUAGGCAUAAUUAAUCCCUGCCCCACCGAAUAAAUUAGAAAUCCAGAUGGUUAGCACAACAAGUAAUGUGGCUAGCCCUUUAAGGGUUAAAAAAGAGCCAGCUAUGCUGAGAAAAAUUAUUCCAUGUUAAGGGAAGUCUUUAGCUUCAGUACUGGAGAUUCCUCAUCAAAUGUGAUAUGCAUUUGUGCAUGUUCUGGUUUCUGUAUAAAAUGACAAUAGGAUCCUUUUUUUCUUUAUUUCUUUUAAUUAUUAACAGAUUGCUGCCUUGUAAUAUACAGGAAUGUAAUAAAUGUCAUUUGAAGCCUGGAGAACCAACUGUUACCUUUCUUUUAAAGUAUUGUUUUUAAGUUUCUGUUUAUGACCUCUGUAAGAAACAGUGCACACACCCGAGCUAGUGUCAUUGUUGUCAACAGAUGCCACUAAACUGCUUAAAAGCACCUGUAUUUC